This is a messenger RNA of Trichoderma virens Gv29-8, 3939 nucleotides long. RefSeq names its product putative Pfs NACHT and ankyrin-domain-containing protein. Gene Ontology annotation, molecular function: protein binding. NCBI's taxonomy places the organism in Eukaryota, Fungi, Ascomycota, Sordariomycetes, Hypocreales, Hypocreaceae. The coding region runs from base 1 to 3939 and encodes 1312 amino acids. The transcript is spliced from 2 exons. The record is from RefSeq and is a predicted model, not a curated record.
AUGUAUCGCAGGCCAACGUUUAGGCACGACACAGGUAGCUUUGGUCGGCCAAGGCGUAGCUCAACUAUCAACUCGGCAUACUCAAGCCACGGCCAGGAUGUUGACCCUUUCUAUGGGGAUAUCGAGUCGAUACCACAGAAAAGCAAUGAAACGGAACAAGACCAAACGCAGAAUCAGGCCCAGAAGAAGACCCUCAUUAUAUUGGCCUCAUGGCAAUCCAAGAUGGACAAAUUAACGCCGAAGCAGCAGGAACUGUUUCUACAGAAUUCUCAACCUGAGGGCUUCCAAACCUUUGCUUCCAAGCUGCAGCAUAUCAUUCAGAAAAGAGUGGACAAUAGUAAACUCUUUGAAUUUACUCGCAAGAUUAAACCCUUCUACGACCUUGUUAAUUUGGUUACUCCCGUAGUAUCGGCAGCUUCCCAGUCUUGUCCCGUGCCCCCGUCUGCUAUUCUGGGUGGCAUUACUUGUAUCCUUUCAUUGGGGGCGCGACUGGAUGGCUAUCAAGCUAGGAUCAUCGAGACACUUGCCUCUAUGGCCGGUGAAUUGAGUAUCCUAGACAAGUACCACACGGAAAAUCUCUUUGCCAACGACCCGGAUAUUCAAGCUUCACAGAUCGACAUUGUUACCGAUGUUCUGGAUUUUUGCACUACAGCAGCCAAAAUAUUCUUUGAUGAUGACGGCAAGGAAAGGAAGGGCUUGAGUCUACUGUUGAAGGCGCAAUUGAAGAAUUUCGACGUCACCUUUCGUGAUAUUAAGGCAGAAUUCCAGCGACAUGUCAUCGAAUUGGAAAAAUUAAUAACCUUGGCCAAUAGCCGACGACUUCGCCUUAUCCAACGGGGUAUCGCCGCUGUUGAUGCAUCUAAUCAAAUCAAGAGGAGACAGAUGGUGGCAGAGGUGAAAAGUAUCGAUAAUCGACGGGCUCUAGAUGAAAAGAAUAGCCAUUUUUUAAAGUGGCUCCCCUCUCUACCCGUUGGUAAAAUCCAGGAAGACACCUAUGAUAGGAGGGUCAAAGGAACUGGAGAAUGGCUAAUGGAGCAUGACAUGUUCAAACAUUGGCUCGAAGAAUCUGCAUCUACCCUCCUUUGGAUUUACGGCAAGCCCGGUUGCGGCAAAUCACAUCUCGCCUCCCGAGUAAUUCACGACCUGGGCACCCAAAAUGGCGAAUCCGACUCGGCUCUUGCAUACUUAUACUGUAGCUCAACUCGGUAUACCGUCAGAAUGGACCUAAAUAGCCUCCUGGGGUCUCUUCUUGCACAGAUCUGUCUAAAAUUGACAUCUGCUGAUGAUAUCGAAUCUAUUCUUCAGAUUACCAUCUCAGAAACCAGAGAGAGCCCUUCUAGAGCCCAGAUGAAAGAAUGGAUUCGUAUUGUCUUGAAUAAGUUUCAGUCAUGUUACAUCAUCAUAGACGGUCUCGAUGAAUGCAGCAGCUUCGAGGACAAACAGUUUGAGGAUUUUUGUGCCUUCAUCACGUCUCUCGUAGAAAACAUACCAUCUCCGCCUCAUAUCAAAGUCCUUGUUUUUAGCCGACUGCACUACCAAGUCAUAGAUCGCGCCUUCAACCACUUUCCACAGAUUCAAGUUGAUGAUGGCGCUAAUGAAAAUGAUAUAAAGUCAUACAUAUCCGAAAAAGUGGACGAGGUAAAUCUUGAUCCUUCUCCUGAAGAGUACCAAGGGUUCGCAGAGAUCAAAGAUUUAAUGCUCAGCAAGGCUGGAGGAACUUUUCUGUGGGUUCGCAUAAAGGUGAAAGACUUCAAGGACAUUGGAAGCGUGGAAGACAUCAAGGAAGCUCUGCAGGACCCGGUGGAAGGGCUGGAUGAGAUAUAUGGCCAGGCAAUCCGCAGAAUUCUAGCACGCCAAAAAUACAGCCGUGAUCGUGCUUUGAGAGCGCUGCUGUGGGUGGCUAAUGCACAUCGAUCGCCAUCGAAGCUGGAACUGCUCGAGGCCCUCGCCAUAAAGCCUGGUCGGACCGGAUUGAGCGCAACGCAGCGAUUGCCCCGUGAUUUCCCACUCAGUACAGAGUGCUUUGAUCUCAUAGUCGAGGUUGACGGUUACUAUCAGCUCAUUCACGCGUCACUUAAAGAUUUUCUUCUCUCACAGGACCCAAGCCUGUCAGACUACGGAAAAGAUCAACUCAACGCUCAUGAUAUCUUGGCUGAAACCUGCUUAACAUAUUUGACCUUCGACGUGUUUCGCUCAGUGUCGAAACCGGAUGUGAACGACCUUGAAAAGCUGCUGACGCAGUACCCUUUUCUCGAUUACGCUGCCCUAUACUGGGGAAAACAUUUUGCCCUGACAAAAGGAAGUCGGACAAAAUCGCUCGACAAGUUGCUGGCAAUUCUGCUUCGAACAGAGACACUGGUGGCUCUCUGUAUCGAUAUAAUCGAACUUGACGAGCUCACGCGCGGCAGGCUCUCAAUGUCCAGUACUGCAACUCCUCUACACCUUCUAGCCAUCUUUAAUCUCCGAAGCCUAGCUGAAACGAUGCCGGAGCUGCAACAGCAUAUAAACACGCAUGAUCAGUUCCAUCAUCUUCCUUUAGAUUACGCCAUAAUAUACAAAGCAAGGGACAUGGUUAUGUGGCUUUUGGAUAUCUACCUCAGACAAGACGGAGAGUUAUUUGCCACCUGCCUGGACUGCUGCCAGAUCCGUCUCCUCGAGCAGCCGAUAAAAUGGGACUGGGGUGACGUAGUCGAGUCUCUUUUGUCUUUAGGAAUUGACCCGAUUUUGGUCAACAGCGAAAUAGUACCCUUGGAAAUGGCGAUAUCUCAAGAAUCGUAUUCUGUCUUGGAUGCGCUAAUCAAAGCCGGCCUGGAUCUAGAAACAGAGACCGCCGGAGUUACGCCACUUUUCUGGGCGGCAAGUAAGGGUUUCCUUAAGGCAGUUGAGCUACUCAUCACAGCCGGGGCAGAUGUGGAACAUACAGGACCAGAUGGAUGGACGGCCCUUCAUCACACGGCGGCCUACGGAAACCCAUAUGUCAUCUCCGAGCUCCUUAAAGGAGGCGCAAAAAUUAUGUCCUCCAUUCCGGACCACGGUGCAAAUGCGCUCCACCUCGCGGCUGACCGUGGUAACCUUGAAGCCGUUGAGCAGCUUUUGGACUACUGUGAGAAUCUGGAAUUCGUCGACGCUUUGGAUUCCUACGGUCACACACCGCUAAUGAAAGCGCUUCAAUGUAAUGAUACCGAAUUAGCCUUACUACUUCUCCAACACGGUGCGCGGCAUGACUUAGAUGAGUGGGCUCAAGUAGUGCCGAAACGUUUCUUCUCAGAACUUUGCAAGCAGUACUCCGAAACGUGCUGCGUAGCAAACAGCAGUUCGAGAACAAUUAUAGCAACGCUUACUUCAGUGUGUGAAGUUGAGAUGCAAAAAGAUGCCGAGGAGGCACAUAAUUAUCCGGAGACGACGAUGGACGUCCCUCCGAUGCCAGCCGCUAUAUCGGAUGGUGAGGACCCCCUAGAAGGCGAUAUUCUGUACGUCAUUCUGCUAGAAGCUCUGGUCUCGUUUCUGGAAAGUACGAUUACUCAAUCACGCGAUAAGACCCUGAGGGUAGAGGGUGAGGAGCAGGGAGAUGAAGAAGUUGUUGAAUUAUCACCAGCGUACGAGAUGUCGUGGCAACUUUCCAGGGCUAUCUUGGGGCAGGCAAGUGACCAAGAUAUCAUUCUAUCCGCUCUCAAAACAAUCCAAAAGCGCCUGGAGACGAAACCCAAAGAGGGAAUAGCAGGGGAAACAAACUUAAUGGAAGAUAGUGAAACUGAAAUCGGCCCUGAUGAAGAAGAAUCAACCCUCAAGAUCCCAGAGAACAAGGAUAUUAUCUCAGACUCAAAAGCCACAAAUGGGGCUACAGUAGAAACUCGCACGCAAGUAAGGAUCAUAGAUUUUCUACUUAUUCGAAAUCACCACCUCGAGCCAUCGACCGAAGCUAAUGUAUUCGGAUUCUAA